UUCUUUGUUUCAACACCCGACACUGGUCUUUUUCAUUCUCUCUCACUCUUCCAAACCCCUUAUAUAUGGACACAGAUAACAUCAAUUCUAUACACUUUUAAACUCCCAUAUCUCCCUCUCUUUCUCUCUCUCUCUCUUACUUGCUUUUUUCCAUCUUAUUUUAUUGUUGUUUGUGCUUUGUUUGUUGUUCUGGGGUAUGGAACUUCAAUUGGGUCUGGCACUUCCAGCCUACACUCCUGCAGUGAAGGUGGUGGAGCUGAAAGGUUGUGGAAAUGAGGCAAAGCAGAAGCUGGGUUCCCAGCCUUGGAACUUUGGGUGUGAAAGCUACAUGAAAAACAAGCGUGGUUUUGGUGAGGCUUUUGAGAAAAUUGAAGAUCAUGACCAUGUGUCAGAUGGGACUUCAUUGCCUUUGCUAUUGUGGCAUGGCCAGCCAAAUGACGAGGAUGAUCACAAUGGUCUCGGGAAGAGAGCCUCUUGCCCCAUUAACAAGAAUGAUGAGGAAGGAAAUGAAGUUGUUGGGUGGCCACCAGUAAAAUCAUGGAGAAAGAAGGUGAUCUGCCAGCAUCAAGGUGGUCGAAUGGUGUUCGAUCGGACGGCAGAGAAGGAAAGUGGUGGAGCAGGCCCCAUCUACGUGAAGGUGAAGAUGGAGGGAGUGGCGAUAGCGAGGAAGAUCAAUCUAAAGCUGUAUCAGUCGUAUCAGAUGCUCAAAAACUCCUUGACUGCAAUGUUUGCUCGGUGCAAAAAAUGUGACGUGGAUUGUGUACACUACACUCUUACCUACCAAGACAAGGAGGGUGAUUGGCUGCUUGCCGGAGAUGUUCCAUGGAGAACAUUCAUCGAGUCUGUGCAGCGCCUGGAGCUAGUAAGGAAUGGAGGUUGUCUCCUCCCCUCUAUCUCUCUCUUCUGCUGCUCAGUGAUGGGGGUCUUAACCGUGUCUUUCUUUGUUCUUUGUAUUAUUGAGCUUGUUGCUGCACAGACGACCACUGACCGUGAUGAAGUGGCGGCUCUCAACAAGCUGAUAGAUUACUGGAAUUUGAGGAGCUUGAAUUCCAGUAUUGAUCCCUGCACCCAGAAUGCAACAUGGGCUAGUAAAGAUGCAAAUCCCCGAGUUGCCUGUGACUGCACAAGCAACACCUGCCACAUUACCCACCUGAAGAUAUAUGCUCUGGACAUUUCUGGUGAAAUUCCUCCAGAAUUAUUCGUGCUAAAGAAACUGGUGGACUUGAAUCUUGGUCAGAAUGUAUUAAGUGGCCCCAUCCCAGCUGAAAUUGGACAGUUAUCAAAUAUGCAAUAUCUUAGUCUCGGCAUAAACAACCUGACAGGGAGGGUUCCUUCUGAGCUGGGAAAUCUCACCAAGUUGGUUUCAUUAAGUUUUGGCUCCAAUAAUCUUUUUGGACCAUUACCUAAGGAGCUUGGAAAUUUGACAUCCUUACAGCAGCUGUACAUUGAUAGCAGUGGAGUGAGUGGACCAAUUCCACAAGAGCUUGCAGGCUUGAAAUCUCUUCAGAUUCUCUGGGCAUCUGAUAAUCUCUUCACUGGAAAGCUACCAGAAUUCAUCGGAACUUUAAUAGAACUCAAAGACCUGCGAGUUGAGGGGACAUUGCUUGAAGGCCCUAUACCAAGCAGUUUUGGAGCUCUAACCAAACUGGAGGACCUGAGAAUUGGUGAUCUGAGAGGGCAAGAUUCUUCUCUUGAUUUCUUGGGAAGCCAAACAAGCUUGUCCAUACUAUCUUUGAGGAACUGUCGGGUGUCUGGCCGAAUUCCAGACCAGCUUAGCACCUUCACUAAGUUGAAAUAUCUGGACUUGAGCUUCAACAAAUUGACAGGAGAAAUACUAAAAUCAUUCCAAGAUUUUGUCUCAUUAGAAUAUUUGUAUCUUGGGAACAAUAACUUGAAUGGAGAGCUGCCUGCAAAUAUCAUUAGUCAAGAGCUCAUGGCACUGGAUGUCUCCUUCAAUCCUCUUUCUGGGAAUUUACCACUAAAUAUCGCCAAAGUAGGAUUAUCGAUGAAUGUUCUUGGAACUUCCAUCAAUGCAAACAGUUUACAAGACAGGAAGGCUUCUGGGAUGUUGCAUUGCCUCCAAGGAAAUAUGAAGUGUACAAACAAAAUUCCAUCCUCUUCAUUUUCUAUCAAAUGUGGAGGCACUGAACAAAGGUCUGCAUCUGGGGUCAAAUUUGAUGAUGACUCUGAAAUACUAGGAGCUGCCUCAUUGUACACAAGUCCUGAUUAUCAAUGGGCAGUAAGCAACACUGGAAGCUUCAUUUCCAACCCAAAUGGACCUCAAUAUAUAGCAAAGACAGAUUCUCAAAUCAGGGGAACUCUUGAGUCUGAACUGUAUAAGACAGCAAGGGUUUCACCAAGCUCAUUGAGGUACUAUGGCCUGGGUUUGAAGAAUGGGAAAUAUAGGGUUGAGCUCCACUUUGCAGAGAUAGCCAUGGAGGACUCUGUGUCAUGGAAAGGCCUUGGAAGGCGUUUGUUUGAUGUUUACAUUCAGGGCGAGAGAGUUCUUGAAGGGUUCAACAUUCAAAGAGAAGCAGGUGGGUCAAAGAGAGCCUUGGUGAAGACACUGGAGGCAAAUGUCACAAACACAAUCAUGGAGAUUCAUUUCUUAUGGGCUGGAAGAGGCACUUGCUGCAUUCCAUUUCAAAGCACAUACGGACCAUUAGUAUCAGCCAUCCAUGCAUAUCAAGUGUCGGAUGAAACUAGCUCUUCCUCCGAAAGCAACAAGAAUAGGAUAGGAAAAGUUGUUGGAAUAGUUGUUGGAUGUGCAGGAGGGGUGGUGAUUAUCUCAUCCAUCUUCUACUUAUGGUGGAAAAAGGAGGCAUCCGGGCAUACCCGAGUUCAAACAGAAUCACCCAGGAAAUGAUUUGACAAGUCGUCUAAGGAGAAUCGGAGAUAGACUCCAUCCAAGUGGCCAAUAAAGUUGCAACAAUGUCUCCUACUAAAGACUCGAAAGCCGAUGCAUAUAUAUGUUAUUUAAUGUAGUAUUAUGAAAUGUUGGUGAGCCUUUCCUUUUGGGCAAAAAGGUUGACAGGGAAGGCAAAACGAUCACGGUGGGACUCGAACCCACAAUCUCCCGCUCCGGAGGCGAGCGCCUUAUCCAUUAGGCCACGCGAUCAAGUGGCAUUGUUAAUGAAAAGCUCCUAUAAUGUAAGAAAAAAGGUAAGGUGUUAUUUGAUUGCAUUCGUAUUUUAUAUUUUCAAAGAUAAAAAAAAUGACAAUUCCUAAA
Messenger RNA from Vitis riparia (riverbank grape), 3229 nucleotides. RefSeq names its product probable LRR receptor-like serine/threonine-protein kinase At1g56130. The transcript has 23 exons. Gene Ontology annotation, molecular function: protein binding. Bases 197 to 2866 code for a protein of 889 amino acids. Lineage: Eukaryota; Viridiplantae; Streptophyta; Magnoliopsida; Vitales; Vitaceae. The record is from RefSeq and is a predicted model, not a curated record.